Messenger RNA from Linum tenue, 1086 nucleotides. Lineage: Eukaryota; Viridiplantae; Streptophyta; Magnoliopsida; Malpighiales; Linaceae. The record is from the annotation of a GenBank genome assembly.
CAGCACCGUUGAAAAUAUAAUGGAACCCGAAUCCGCCGGGAAAAGGAUGCCAUUCCAUUCCAUCUUUUUCCGCCUUCUCAAAACUUCAUUAAACCCUUUCAACUUGUGUGGAUUGGGUAGUCACCAGCUAGCAGAGCAGAGGAAAAAAUGGAUCAUCAGAACGGAAACUAUUACACUGCUCCAUCAUCUGCUUACAAUCCGUACAUCGAGACGGUGCCAGUUCAUCCCGAUUCCGCCCCCACCGCCAACAACAGACCGAUAGAGAAGAUGUGUGUUGCGGUGGGCCGUUGCGGGAGGAGAUUUGAAGACGCCACCAAGAAAGCAGAGGGUUACGCCGAUGGCAUCUGGCGUCACCUGAAGGUGAGCCCCAAUUUGGCCGACACAGCCAUGGCCAGGAUCCAACAGGGGACGAAGUUAUUAGCAGAAGGUGGAACAGAGAAAGUGUUCAGCCGGACGUUUGGGAGUUUGCCGGAGGAGAAGCUGCUCAACUCCUACGCUUGCUAUCUCUCCACUUCCACCGGCCCGGUGAUCGGCACCCUCUAUGUCUCUAACAAGAGACUCGCCUUCUGCAGUGAUUUCCCCUUACUGGUUUAUCGCUCCCCCACUGCUGGACACCACCAACAAUGGCUGCAUUACAAGGUGGUGAUGAGGGUUGAGCAGUUGAGUAGGGUGAACUCAUCCCAAAAUUCCUCAGAAAGAUACAUUCAGCUGGUGACUGUGGACAACCAUGAAUUUUGGUUCAUGGGGCUCAUCUCUUUCGAUAGAGCAUUCAAGCAGUUACGAGAGCUUUUGCAUCUAACAACGGUCUCGCCAUCCUCAGCUGAAAUCCUUAUUAAAUAACACUCCGUAACUGCAAAAUGUUGUAUCUCUACCCCUGUUUGUUUCUGUCAAUCAUUCUUCCGAUAUAAUCUUGGACUUCCUCUCGAAUGAACUGUGAAGUUAAAUAAUUCUACAAUGCCUUAUUCUGUUUGUUAAGUACAUGACACAUGUUGCAUUAUGUAAUAUAUAUAUCACAUUUUUUUACCUUGAGUGCAUAAAUAUAUAAGACCUGUGAUGAUGGUUAUAUGUAUUUAGUGCUCCUGGUUG